Molecule: messenger RNA, 5100 nt
Organism: Salvelinus fontinalis (brook trout)
Lineage: Eukaryota; Metazoa; Chordata; Actinopteri; Salmoniformes; Salmonidae
Product: chloride channel protein 2-like
Exons: 24
Coding region: 407-3673 (1088 amino acids)
Biological process (GO): transmembrane transport; chloride transport
Cellular component (GO): membrane
Molecular function (GO): voltage-gated chloride channel activity
Source: RefSeq, a predicted model, not a curated record
GGUAAUGGGAAACGCUUGACACAGACGAAACCCACAUUGCAUCAUGGACACAUGGUACUCAACUCGUGCCCCGCGGGAAAGAGACUAGCCUAUUGCAGCUUUAUUUAUAGAAUACAAAUUUAUGCCAAAAAUAACGGUCACAGUCAAACACAUUCGACCGGAUAGCUCCGCUGUCGCAGGCUUCAGAUGCAGCCGCUGUCUAAAGGCAUGCGCAUCGACGCGGAUAAACGCAGAAGUUUGGGGUGCUGUUUUUCUUUUCGCGCCAACCAGUCAAGGCACCAGCAACAGGCCACCGGUUAUCACGUUUACCCGCGGAGAAGAGUGAAUGAGAUAGGAGAGUGCCUCUGCUUAUGGAUUACAUGACAACUGAUCCAGGGGGAAAACUUAAGCUUUGAAGUUGGAGUUUAUGCGCAGAACGCGCGGAGAUAGUCCUCAUUUUGAUUCACUCUGUCACACGAAAGAUGGAGGAGCGCAGCUGACAGUUAGGGACCGUAGCCUCGAAGAGGAGAAGCACACCAGAGAAACCGAACUGCCAGAGAAGGGAAAUAUGUAUGGGCGUUACACACAGGAACUCGGUGUGUAUGCCAAGGAGGAGGCGGCCCGCCUGCGUGAUGGCGGGGGACUGCGGAGGUCCACCAGUAUUCGCAGCCGGUCGGCAGAGCUGCUAGAGUAUGAGAAAGACCCCUGCGCCAAAUGUCAUGUAUGUACGUCUCGCUGUCAGAAGUUCCUGAUCUCUCGUGUGGGCGAGGACUGGAUCUUUCUCAUCCUCCUGGGUCUGGUCAUGGCCCUGGUCAGCUGGGUGAUGGACUACGCUAUAGCCUUCUGUCAACAAGCUCAGAAAUGGAUGUACGGGGGACUGAACAGUAACAUGCUCCUGCAGUACCUGGCCUGGGUCACCUAUCCAGUGGUGCUCAUCACUUUCUCAGCAGGGUUCACACAGAUACUGGCCCCGCAGGCUGUGGGUUCGGGUAUCCCAGAGAUGAAGACCAUUCUUAGAGGUGUGGUACUUAAGGAGUAUCUCACCUUUAAAACCUUUGUGGCCAAGGUUAUCGGGCUGACCUGUGCUCUGGGCAGUGGCAUGCCCCUGGGAAAGGAGGGCCCGUUCGUUCAUGUGGCCAGUCUGUGUGCAGCUCUCCUGAGUAAAUGCAUAGCUGCCUUGUUUGGUGGGAUUUACAUGCUUAAGGAAGAGCCCUUUCAGGGAAACAAGAAUGAGUUGAGGAACACAGAGAUGCUAUCAGCAGCGUGUGCAGUAGGGGUGGGAUGCUGCUUUGCUGCCCCUAUUGGAGGUGUGCUCUUCAGCAUUGAGGUAACCUCAACGUUCUUUGCGGUGAGGAACUAUUGGAGGGGCUUUUUUGCUGCCACCUUCAGCGCCUUCAUCUUCAGAGUACUGGCUGUGUGGAACCAGGACGAAGAGACCAUCACGGCUCUUUUUAAGACACGUUUCCGUCUGGACUUCCCCUUUGACCUCCAGGAGUUGCCAGCCUUCGCCAUCCUGGGGAUUGCGUGUGGUUUUGGUGGGGCCCUGUUUGUCUACCUGAACAGACUUAUAGUAGAGUGUAUGAGGAAACAGAAGACCAUCAACAAGUUCCUGCUUAGGAACUCCUCUCUCCCUGUCAGACGUCUGGUGUUUCCUGCCAUGGUCACCUUGAUCAUCUCAACCCUUACCUUCCCCCCUGGGUUUGGACAGUUCAUGGCUGGACAGCUGACACAGCAUGAGUCACUGGUGGCGUUGUUGGACAACCGCACGUGGUCUCGCCAGGGUGUUGCCGAGGAGUUUGACUACAUCAGCCACUCCCACGCCUGGAAACACCCCCAGGUCAAUGUCUUCAUCACUCUCAUCUUCUUCAUUGUGAUGAAGUUCUGGAUGUCUGCAGUAGCUACCACCAUGCCUGUACCAUGUGGGGCCUUCAUGCCAGUUUUCCUCAUUGGUGCAGCAUUUGGGCGUCUGGUAGGCGAGACCAUGGCAGUCAUGUUCCCUGAUGGCAUCCAUGCCGAUGGCAGUGUCUAUCCCAUAGUGCCUGGUGGCUAUGCUGUUGUGGGUGCGGCAGCGUUGUCGGGGGCUGUGACUCACACAGUGUCGACGGCGGUCAUCGUGUUUGAGCUGACGGGUCAGAUCAGCCACAUCCUGCCGGUGAUGAUAGCGGUGAUCCUGGCCAACGCCGUAGCCCAGUCCCUCCAGCCCUCGCUAUACGACUCUAUCAUCAGGAUCAAGAAACUACCCUACCUCCCUGAGCUUGGUAUGGGGCACCACGAGAAGUAUAACGUCCGUGUGGAGGACAUCAUGGUUAGAGACGUGCGUUACAUCACUCUCUCCUCCUCCUAUCGAGAUGUACAGGAGGUCCUGCUGACUGGACAGCUCAAAACACUGGCCCUGGUCGAGUCCACGGAUUCUAUGAUCCUGUUGGGUUCUAUAGAGCGCUCUCAGCUCCAGUCACUCCUGUCACUCCAGCUGGGUUCAUCGCGCAGGCUAGACCACCUCCGGAGGCACGCCAAGGACAAUGACACACCUACACUGGACACACACCUGUCCAACCUGGGCAACAUGGACAAUCCCCUAAGCCCACCCUGCACACACACACAUUCCAACAGCACCAAUACCAGCGCACGCCAUGGGGUCCGCUUCGUGGUGAGUGUAGCGGAGAUCUCAACAGAGGAGUCCUCCUUCAGCCAAGCUGUGUCCAUCUCUCAGCUGCCACUCAAGUCGGCUAUGAAAACUGUCCCUACUACUCACAACACAGAGGCAACCAACAGUAUGCACACUCUCUCAAUUAAUAGAGACACGCUGACUCCGUCUCCUCUCUCAGGCUCUCAGCAGACCCUCUCCUGUGGUGACCCUGAAAGAGAGCUACUCGAGAGCCUGGCAGAGCUGGAGGCUCCUGAAAGCAGGGGGCCCAAACGCGUCAGGAUAUCCAUGGCGGUGGAGUCUCCUGAAGUCGAGGAUGACAUGACCACAAACGAAAUAGCGGAGUGGGAGGAGCAACAGUUGGACGAGCCAGUGGAUUUCAACAACUGCAAGAUUGACCCAGCCCCUUUUCAGCUGGUGGAGCAGACGUCUCUGCAUAAGACUCACACCAUAUUCUCUCUGCUGGGGCUGGACCAUGCCUAUGUGACCAGUAUUGGACGAUUGGUGGGAGUCGUCUCCCUCAGGGAGCUUCGUAAGGCCAUAGAAGGCUCAGUGACCGUGACAGGAGUGAAAGUUCGCCCCCCACUGGCCAGUUUCCGUGACAGCGGCAACAACACCACCAGCGUUUCGGAGGUGACAGAGCUACACAAGCUUUGGAACCGCCACAGAGACCUCUCAUUACCACGGGAACCCACCCCGCCUGACAUGGAGGACCAAUUGGACGAUAUGUAUGAGAGUCCUGUCCACUUCACACAGGACCAAUCAGAUUUGGAGUUUGAAACCAGCCCCGCUGGCAAUACGGACCUGCCAUCGGAAUUGGUUCUUCAGGAAAGCCUCUCACUAACAGACGACCAAACAGAAGAGUUUAUCUUAGAGUGCAGCCCUUCCCACACUGACGAAUCAGAGCUGGCCUGUGAUUUUGACCCCCCCCAUCUCCCUGAGACUUAUCAAUCGGAGCAUGGAACCCCGCCCGAGAACAUACAGCAAAUGGACCAAUCAGAACUGCAGUGUGAGCGAAGUCCCACCCGCACUGAGGACCAAUCGGAAUGACAGACAAUUAGAUGAUUCAUGGUUUGUUGAGGUUUCUACAACCUUACAGGUCAUUUUCACCUCAAUCUCCAAGCUGGAUGUCUGUGUCCACGAUGUAUUAGUGGACGUGUUUAACUGUUCUUGUGGAGACCAGAAGUCCCCACAACAAUAGUAAACGAAUGAAAAUAUGACCAACUGGGGACAUUUUGUUAGUCCCCACAAGGUCAAAUGCUAUUUCUAGGGGGUUUAGAAUUGCCCAUCUGGUGCUGACACUACUUUCCCCCAAAUGAGUGAGAGAGAGGGUGAGUGAGAUCAGAAGGAACAACAUGACCAGAUAGAGGGAUAAAACAAAGGAGAGGGAGGGAAGCGAAAGGAGGGUCCCACUUUGGAUUAAAUAGCCUAUACAAUCUAUGUGCUGUAUUUACAUGGUAGCUACAUUCAUAUCUGAGGUGAGGACUUUAAAGUGGGAUGGAAAAGGAUAUUUAAGACGAAAUGAUAAGUAACUACCUUACGGCAGCUGAGAAAAGACCAAUGCAUUGACAUCGCUCAGUCAUAAAAUGCCACCACCACAGGGUGAAGAACAUUUGUGAAGCACAUUGUAAUUAACAUGCAUUUAACUCAAAGUACAUGUAGCCUUGUCUGACGUUAAGGUAGUAGGAAAGAUGUUAGUGUCUUGUAACAGUACAUUUUGUAUCAUUACGUUCCUAGCAAUAGGUAAUGAUUUUUCACACAUCGUUCCUACUGUACUGAGUGUUAAACAUGUCUCUGGAAUGAUUUUAGUGUUAUUGACAGGAAACAGUGAAACUCAGAAUACAUCGAAGUUAAGCCCGCACACACUCACAUAGUAAUACAUAUUUGUUCACCAACAUAAAAACUAAUAUUCCUAAGACAUAGCGCACACACACUAGAACUGAUUUCUACAGUCUGCCUGGCCUCAAAGCCAUUUUAGAAAUAUGUACUACCAACUUAGAAGCACAGCCAUAACUCUCCAAGUCCGCAGAUAAGCAAUAAAAGCCUUGGUUGAAUAAUUAAACUGUGUGUGUGACUGUUCUCCACUGUCUCAUAAAAUGGGUUCAUUCAAGACGGAUGUUAAAUCAUUAAUAACUUCAACAGUUGAGCCAUAAUAUAUUGUAAAACUAUGCUAUCACAACUUUGGUUCAUUUGUCUUUAAGACAAAUCAGUUGUGCAAUAAUUUGUCUUUUGUAUGCAGAUAGAAUGUGAAGUAGUGCUCGCCAUAUAAAAUAUAAUGUAGAGUGUAAUAAGCUAAUUAACAGAGCAUCUAGUUAAGCAAUAAGUCCGACGUUUCUCUCUUUAUAUUGCAUAUGCGUUGUACAUAUGAAAAUAGAUUAUGACAAAUCUACGCACACUCUAGAGCAUAGGAGAAUAUGCCAUUGUUGUUUUUUGUACAUCAGUGAUAGAUUAAAUUUCAACAAAACUUUGAGAUGUAA